This is a messenger RNA of Adineta ricciae, 834 nucleotides long. The record is from the annotation of a GenBank genome assembly. NCBI's taxonomy places the organism in Eukaryota, Metazoa, Rotifera, Eurotatoria, Adinetida, Adinetidae.
AUGUCAAAUGCAAAAAUGGAUCGGGGUCAUAUCGUGUUAGAAGAGCAAGGGAUAUACGCGAUGAAUUGCGAUCAAUCGACAGUGAUGAAUUCAACAUCAGUUAAACCAACAAGUUGUGAUAGUCAGACACAUCAAUAUGAAAAUGCAUCGACAUUAGGCAUUGCCCUCUACUGUUUGCCAGCAACGUUACUUGGUGUGCUUAUAGAUCGAUUUGGCUGUCGUUUCACAAAAUUGAUCUUAGUAAUUUUUCACGUCAUCGGCUGGUUAACAUUGGCACUCAUCAAACCUGGAACAGAUUAUCUUCUAUAUAUUCACACUGUGUGCACAUCAUUAGCCAGUACUACUGUUUUGUUAACAGCAGCUACAUCGGUCAUCUACUUUUCCAAAACUCGAGCAUUCAUUUCAACAUUAUAUACGGGCGCUUUCAUUUCAUCAGCCAUGUGGUAUUCCAUCUUUCAAGUAAUUGUUGAUAAAAACCUUUUGACGCUUACACAAUUGUCUUACAUUUGGAUGUCAUUCGGCGGGAUCAUGAUCUUUACAUCGUUUCUUUUUCUUGACUGGAAUUUUCCCGUGUUAAAUUUACCUUAUAAACCUAUAGAAGAUCCAGAACAACAGCUAGAAACCACAGCUCUAUCAACUGAAACUGACGAUAAAAUGAAAUGGUAUACAAAUAUUUAUCGACGUCGUGGCGUCUGGAAACAUCUGCUAAGUCCUCUUUAUAUAUUGGUGGUACUAGACCUGGGAUUUUUACUUCUACCAAGUUCACUGUUGGCUGUCGUAUGGUAUCCCUGGGUGUACUAUAUUACAAAUCAGAAUACAUCGCUAGGUAAAUAG